GAUCCAUGCUCUAGCCUAGGUAUUGGUGUCUUAGCUACCAUUUCUACUCACAGUGUAAGGAUUCCAUUUCUACUUACAGUGUAAGGUGAAAAUUGAAGUAAGAUGGUAUGGAUGGUUUCAUCGGUAAUUGUGCUAUACUUUCUAAGUAAUGUCUUAGGACAAGUUGGAGAAAAUGGAAUCAGUACCAGUGACCGAAUCCCUGAGUCUCCAGAUGAUACAGAAGAAACAAGGGAAUUCAAUAUACUAAGCAUUGGAAGCCAAAGGUUAUCGUCAGGUUCCAUCUACACUCGCUGGGGUAACAACUCCUGUCCAGAUGUGAAUGGGACAGAGCUUGUGUACUCUGGCCGAGUCGCUGGAAGUCAGCAUGGAACAGACUAUGUGUGUAUGCCAGAUGAUCCAGAAUACCGCCCCUGCGAACAUGAUGGAUGUGAGACAAUGAAUGGAGUGGGACUGUUUAAUUAUACUUCAGUCACCUCUUGCUUUGUUCUUUGUGCCAUCUGCUACUUACCCACAAGAAGCACUGUUCUUAUGAUCCCUUCUAAGGUGACAUGUCCUACGAACUGGACUUACGAAUACAGCGGAUUGCUGAUGACAGACCGAAGUAACCACAGCCAACAUGAGUGUGUUGAUAAAGCCUUACGUUGUAAUGAGAUCACAGGGGCAGAACCACAGACAAUACUUUACCCUCUAUAUGCCUGUAAUUACUGCUAUCGAAAGCCCAUCACAUGUGUUGUGUGCACCCGCUAGCACCUUAUACUCUGUUGCAAAAUAUCGUACAGAUGCAGAUAUAAAGUUACAAGAAAUUACUUCUUAACUCCUCAAACUUGUUGAUGGUAGCACACAUGGAGAUGAAACUUAGUGUGCAUGCCUAUUCCACCGUUUCCAUGACUGACUGACAUUUCUCCUAAAAUCCUAUAUAUCUAUAGUCACAUC
This is a messenger RNA of Geodia barretti, 933 nucleotides long. The record is from the annotation of a GenBank genome assembly. Lineage: Eukaryota; Metazoa; Porifera; Demospongiae; Tetractinellida; Geodiidae.